This is a messenger RNA of Aspergillus sclerotioniger CBS 115572, 716 nucleotides long. RefSeq lists its product as uncharacterized. The transcript is spliced from 4 exons. Lineage: Eukaryota; Fungi; Ascomycota; Eurotiomycetes; Eurotiales; Aspergillaceae. The coding region runs from base 15 to 716 and encodes 233 amino acids. The record is from RefSeq and is a predicted model, not a curated record.
GUAUUACCUCCAAAAUGACUUCUCCAAUACAAGCCCCGUACUCAGAGCUCCCAGAUUCCAUCAGAAUCAUCCUAACCCUCCUAACAAUCCUCUCCAUCACCAUCCAACUGUACACCCUUUGGACCAAAAAAUCCAGUAAAGGCAUUUCCCUCAACUACACUCUCUGUCUCCUCCUCGUCGCCACCUCCCACCUCACCAAAGAAACAUACAUGACCCUCAAUGUCCCUGAAUCCGCAGCCGGCCAAUUCACCCACGACCCGCUUAACACCGGCGACUGGUUAAAUUUUAUACAAGUUCUAGUUACUUGGAUUUUAUUCCUUUUUCUUUUCAUCUUAUCCCUCUACUUCCGCCCCGAUCCCCAGCCCCACCUCCACCCCAGAACCAGAACCAGAACCCCAUACACCCCCACCCCCAUCUACAUCCUAACCCUCCUAGCAACUCUCCUCUCCUCCCUCCUCCCCCUCCUCCUCGACCUCCUACACCUAACACCAGCGACUCUCCCCUGGCCCCGCACCGACAUCCUCGAAGCGUUCGUCGCCAUCCACGCCAUCCUUCUCACCCCACUCGCUAGCUUUCUCGGCGUGUAUGCGUUCAUUUUACAGAGCAGACAGCGCAAGGAUCUGUGUGCGGAUGAUUCAGCGCUGAGUGUGGUAGGGUUGAUGGCUCAGAGUAUCGUGUUUGGGCUUGUUGCGUUAAACAAGAGGUAUAAGAACUGA